CUUUAAGUUUGUUCCUGCUUUCGCUUUUUCAGCGCCUGUUAGUGGGAGGAAACGGGGCAGAAUUUCACUUUCUCACCACGUCUCUGAGUUUCUGCCACGUCAGUUUGUACAUACACGCCGUCGGGGCAAAUAAAAGGCAGCUCGGUAUUCAGGACAUACUGAAAAACAAGACUCUGUAAGCUAACAGGCUAAUUAGCACACAAGCCCAAGCUGUGAGGCUAAUGCUAACAGGCUAACAGGAGAAGCUAGCCGUCUAUAGUGUGAGCCUGGGAUCACAAAAACACGUCGUUUUUUAAUUUAUUUUUUAUUUUAUCGUGUCAACAUGGAGGGCCAAUACAACCUCAAGAGUCCGGCGGUGAAGAGGCUGAUGAAGGAAGCAGCUGAACUGCGAGAUCCCACUGAGCACUAUCACGCCCAGCCUCUGGAGGAUAACCUGUUUGAGUGGCACUUCUCAGUCCGCGGGCCUCCGGAUUCAGACUUCGACGGGGGGAUCUACCACGGCCGCAUCGUUCUACCUCCCGAGUAUCCAAUGAAGCCACCAAGCAUCAUCCUCCUCACCCCCAACGGGAGGUUUGAAGUCGGGAAGAAGAUCUGCUUGAGCAUAUCAGGGCAUCACCCUGAGACCUGGCAGCCCUCCUGGAGCAUCCGGACGGCUUUAAUAGCGAUUAUAGGGUUCAUGCCCACUAAAGGAGAGGGAGCCAUAGGAUCACUGGAUUAUACUCCGGAAGAAAGGAAAGCCCUGGCCAAGAAGUCUCAGGACUUUUGUUGUGAGAUGUGUGGAUGCUCCAUGCGUACAGCCCUGCUGGCUCUGACGCCCAACAGCGAGCGCCAACCUGUGGACCCUCAGGCUCAGGAACUAGCUCAGCAGAUCAGCUUUAAGGCCGAAUCCAGCACGUCAUCCGCCGCCAGCGAGAGUAAAGAGACGCCGAGCGUUAGCCCAACAGGCCAGCAGGAGACGAGCUCCAGCUCAGAGGCACCGGACAGCCAAGUGCCUACUCCAGAUGAACCGGCCGAACCGGCGUCUGAAUCCGCCUCCGCUCCUGCAGCUCCCAGCUCUCGGUCCCUGAGCCCUCGACAGCGGCGUGCUCAGAACCGGAACCAGAACCAGAACCAGAUACAACGCCGGCCCACUUACCCAGCAUUCCCUGUGGCAGCGCAGCAAGACGGCAGCCAUACAGGCUCAGCGGUGCUCAUCGUAUUGCUCAUGCUAGCUCUCGCCGCCCUCGUCUUUCGCAGGAUCUACCUGGCCCAGGACUACAAGUUCGACUACGAGCUCUAAUAGGAAGAGUUUUGUAAAUAAACUCCCAACAAAACUAAAACCUAAAACUGCUGCCAACCUCCACCUACUUCCAGCUGCCACAAUGUCUAGAGUGAUGCCUGAUUGUGCUUAAUAGUGCAUACCAAAGGAGGAGGUCGGCACAUACUGUACUUUUAUUUUGAAACGAUUCGCAUCUCGACUAUAUUCAGAAAAGAAAACGACUGACUUAUGUUGGAAAUGCACACCUUCGUGGGAUUACGAUGGGAUACCCCCCCCCCCCAUUCUGAUAUGUUAGUUGAUUUAGAUUCUAUCUAUUGCAAGACAUUUUAUUUGAGGCAAAUUUUUAUUUAUGAAGCUGUAUAAUUGUAAAUCGGUUUUAGGACCAUAACAAAAAAAAGUGGUAUUCAUUAAAAAAAAAAAAAACACCCUAGUUUGUAUAAAUGUAUCCUUAAGGAGACUAAUAUAAUUGAAUUAUAAAAAUCGGCUAAGCAGCAGUGAGUUGCUUUAGACCUGUGUUACUGAAAUGUUUUUACAUCUUUUUUUGGGACUAUUUGAAAGUUAAGCUACUAUUUGACGUAAAAACAGAUAUCUGAUUCUCAUACCUCAAAGGAAAUAACCAGAACUGAGAGUGCAUAGUAAAUAUAUGCAGGUAGGUUUUUAGGCUUGUACGUAUUGAUUUUUUUUUUUUUCUUUCACCUUCUUGCUAUUGACCAGUAAAGAAUUAAUGUUGGAUGAAUGAAUGAAUCAUCCCGGUAGAUAAAACAAAAAAAAACCCUGAGCAUUUCUACCAUUUCAGGUUUAAGAAGAAUACAGGAGUACGUAAUGUUAUUCACUGUGAGGAUAGGAACUUUCUGGCAAACUUAGCUGAUCAUUUACGAAGUGAUUCACAGUAAAAAGUACAAACCACACUUUGACAGUCCUGUUUAAAAAAAAAAAUUCAUAGGUGAAAUUUAUGCCUGAAAUGUUCUGGUUUCGUCCUUUUAUAACGAUGUCAUAUUUUAUAUGAUGUUAACUAUAUUCCUGUCCUAUGUUCACAGCACCUAACCUGCAUUAUAUUAGACUUUCUUUCAUAAUCAUGUACUGGAAAAUAUUCUCUAUGUUCACUAAGCUCUACAGCUCUAAAGAGCACCGCACGAGAGCAUGCAAGACAAGUGUGACGUCUUUUAAUCAGAUAGUGAUAUAAUACAAUCGGAGUAAGCAUCACUGGGUGUAAUCACUGGCAGUGUCACAGUAAAACAGUGAUAAAAAUGAGACAAGAAGGAAAUUGCGUUCUACAGCCAAAACUUUGUUAUUAGUUGCCGAGCUGAGACAGCCAUGCCCUCUGUUACAGGGCACACACACAUGAUCAGUGAUCAGAACUUAGAAAUAAAGAAAUAAAACUGAUCAGCAAUAUUGCAUUCCUAUCGAUAGGGAUUUUUUUUUUGCUAUAAAGACGCUUUAGAAAAAAAAUGUUAUAACACGAUAAAGGACUUUUAAUCUCUCGCUUAUUACAGCUUCUGAUGCAUGUGCUUUUGUUCGGAUGAAUAUAUUGUCACGUUGAAUUGCACCCCAUCUAAUGUUCCCCCAGAAUUACCACAAAGAUCAUGAAAGUGUAUUUAGAAUUUUAGACGAGCUCGUGCGGAACUAUUAAAUAUGCUCUUAAAUAACGAACAGCAUGCGCACCACACGGUUUAACCAGAGAACGUUCAGAAAGACCACGUGGAUCUUUUCCACCUGUCAGUUUAUGUGCAGUGCUUUUAUAUGUGACAAGUUUUACACCGGUGGCCCUAGAAGUAAAACGGCUCGGUUUUUAAUCGGAGUUGUGUGCUGUGAAAGCUGUUUUAUGAUUUUUAACAAGAGGCUGAUUAAAAUUGGGAAAAUAA
This is a messenger RNA of Tachysurus fulvidraco (yellow catfish), 3120 nucleotides long. It is a transcript of the gene ube2j1, whose product is annotated as ubiquitin-conjugating enzyme E2, J1. Lineage: Eukaryota; Metazoa; Chordata; Actinopteri; Siluriformes; Bagridae. The transcript has 8 exons. The coding region runs from base 323 to 1279 and encodes 318 amino acids. The record is from RefSeq and is a predicted model, not a curated record.